Messenger RNA from Eptesicus fuscus (big brown bat), 4035 nucleotides. RefSeq names its product neurocan (gene NCAN). The transcript has 16 exons. The coding region runs from base 37 to 4035 and encodes 1332 amino acids. The record is from RefSeq and is a predicted model, not a curated record. Gene Ontology annotation, biological process: cell adhesion. Gene Ontology annotation, molecular function: hyaluronic acid binding; calcium ion binding. NCBI's taxonomy places the organism in Eukaryota, Metazoa, Chordata, Mammalia, Chiroptera, Vespertilionidae.
CCCCGGGAUGCAUCCGAGCUAGGAGCCAGGUCCAGGAUGGGGGCCAUGCCUAUCUGGGCCUCGGGCCUCCUGGUCCUCCAGAUGCUGCUCUUGGUGGAUGGGGAGCAGGGCACUCAGGACACCACUGCUGUGGCCACGGCUGCUGCUGAGAAGGGGCUCCACAUGCAGAAGGUGGGGUCUGGUUCUGUGCGAGCUGCACUGGCGGAGCUGGUGGCCCUGCCCUGUUUCUUCACCCUGUGGCCACGGCCAGGUGCGGCGGGAGAAGCCCCUCGGAUCAAGUGGACCAAGGUGCGCACUGCAUCGGGCCAGUGGCAGGACUUGCCCAUCCUGGUGGCCAAGAACAACGUGGUUAGAGUGGCCAAGGGUUGGCAGGGACGUGUGUCUCUGCCCGCCUACCCCCAGCACCGGGCCAACGGCACGCUGCUACUGGGGCCCCUGAGGGCCAGCGACUCCGGGCUCUACCGCUGCCAGGUGGUGAGAGGCAUCGAGGAUGAACAGGACCUGGUAUCUCUGGAGGUGACCGGUGUUGUGUUCCACUACCGGGCAGCCCAGGAUCGCUAUGCACUGACCUUUGUCCAGGCCCAAGAGGCCUGUCGUCUCAGCUCAGCCACCAUUGCAGCCCCACGGCACCUGCAGGCUGCCUUUGAGGAUGGCUUUGACAACUGUGAUGCUGGGUGGCUCUCUGACCGCACUGUUCGGUAUCCUAUCACCCAGUCCCGUCCUGGUUGCUAUGGUGACCGUAGCAGCCUUCCAGGGGUGAGGAGCUAUGGGAGGCGCGACCCACAGGAACUCUAUGAUGUGUAUUGCUUUGCCCGUGAGCUGGGGGGUGAAGUCUUCUACGUGGGCCCAGCCCGCCGGCUGACCCUGGCUGGCGCUCGUGCCCAGUGCCGCCGCCAGGGUGCAGCGCUGGCCUCCGUGGGCCAACUGCACCUGGCCUGGCACGAGGGCCUGGACCAGUGCGACCCGGGCUGGCUGGCCGAUGGCAGCGUGCGCUACCCGAUCCAGACGCCGCGCCGGCGCUGCGGGGGCCCCUCCCCGGGCGUGCGCACCGUCUACCGCUUCGCCAACCGCACAGGCUUCCCGGCACCUGGAGCGCGCUUCGACGCCUACUGCUUCCGUGCUCAUUACCCUACUCCACAACAUGGAGACCCAGAGACCCCCUCAUCUGGGGAUGAGGGGGAGAUUCUAUCGGCAGAAGGGCCUCCAGCCAGGGAACUGGAACCCAACUUGGGGGAAGGGGAAGUGGUCACCCCUGACUUCCAGGAGCCUCUGCUGUCCAGUGGGGAGGAAGAGCCUCUAAUCUUGGCAGAGAAGCAGGAGUCUCAAGAGACCCCCAGCCCUGCCCUUGGGGUUCCCACACUAGCCUCAAGUCCUUCCCCGGAGACUAAGGAGGUGUGGCUGAGCACUGUGGCCCCAUUCCCCAGCAGCCUGGAGGAAGGCACUUCAGCUGGCACGCACAGCAAGGCGACUCCAGCCAACCUCAAGCCCAAGAGGCGGGGUCGCUUUAAAGGGUUGAACGGGCGCCACUUUCAACAACAGGAAUCCCAGCAAGGGCUGGAGGGAAGGCUUGAGGUCAGUGCCCAGCCUCCCACCCCAGAGGCUGCUGGGAAUCAUGUGGAGCCUCCCCUGGCCACCGGAGCCACAGACUCCUUAGGGAGUGACAGGAGCCAAAGGCCCUGGGCUGUGCUGUCCAAUGAAGUGGAUGUGCCUGGAGCUGGUUCCCCUGGUGGCAGGAGCCCCCCAGAGCCCUGGCUGUGGCCCCCAACAGUGGUGCCACCCAGCAUCCCAGGCCCCAGCAGGGCCCUUGGUCUCGAGCUGGAGGAAGCCAAGGGCCCCAUUGUGAGGCUUGAUACCCUCAAACUUCCCUGGUCCCCCUCAGAGGCCACUGCUGUGGCUCCCAGCCCCUCAGAAGAUCCCAGUAGUGUCCCCUGGGAGGUGUCCCCCAUGGUCACUUCCCAAGACCUCCCUGUCAUGGCCAUGCUUCGUGCUCCCAAAGUGUGGCUCCUACCACAUCCUACACCCCUCCCUACCCAGACCAAUGGGGUUAAGGGUCAUAGUGAGGCCAUGCCCUCUGCCCUACCUUCCCUGGCCUCAGAGACCCAGGCUGGUCCCCAGGACCCCACCCAUCCAGAGAUGUAUUCCUUGCCCCCCUCCUUGGGCCUGACAGGACAAGGUCAAGAGGCCGUAACCAGUCCUAAUGCCCCCAGGGAAGACUUUGGAGAAACUGGGGGGACCAGCCCCACUGGACUCAACAAAGCUGAGCACCCCAGAUCCAGCCCACAGGCUUCUGUGGAUUGGAAUGUGGCAGCAGAUUUCACCCUCACAGAGAUGGCAACUGAGCCCACAGGAGGGAGAGGAAUCUCAGGGUCUGAGAAUGGGGUCUUUAGCACAGCAGAGAGUCCCACUUUCAGCUCACAGGCCCCUGUGGAAGAGGCACAGGGCACAUGGCCCUCACUGCACAUCAAAGAGCUGGACCCCCACACCUCCUCUGCACCGUCGGGGGACCCCAGAGUUUCCCUGAGUUUGAAGCCUUGGGCUGCUACAGAUGAAGGAGGUACAGAGGGUCCCACAGAUACAGCCACAGUGGACCCCAGUGAUGCUGGUAGGAUUUGGGAAUCUGGAUCCCUCAUGGUUGAAGGAGCUGAACGCCCCACCAUGAGCCCUCAAGUGGCUGUGGAUACAAAGGUGGUGAUGUCCCUCGUGUCCCUGGACCAGGGGGACAAGGGUGGGGUACUGACCACGUCCACAAUGGACUCCUCCAGCUCCCAACCCCACCCAGAGCCAGAGGGCCAGAUGGUGACCCAGGGAACACUGGAAGCCUUGGUCCCUCCACCUGAGGGCAUCCCCCUGGGGGAUCCCACUCUUCCUCCUUGGACACCUACGGUGGCCAGCAUGGACAAGCCUGUGUCAGUGUCCUCAGGGGAGCCAACAGUGCUAUGGGACUCCCCCAGCACUCUGCUGCCUGCCCCUCGGGUCCUGGACAAGUUUGAGCUGGAGGUCCUUGCAGGAAGUGCCAGUGUGGAGGAGGCAUCGAGUGGAGAGGAGCCGGCCCUGCCAGGGACCCCUGCAGAUGGGAGCGCAGAGCAGACCCCCUCGGAUCCCUGCGAGAACAACCCUUGCCUGCACGGGGGCACCUGUAAAGCCAAUGGCACCCUAUAUGGCUGUAGCUGUGACCAGGGCUUCGCUGGAGAGAACUGUGAGAUUGACAUCGACGACUGUGUCUCCAGUCCCUGUGAGAAUGGAGGUACCUGCAUCGAUGAGGUCAACACCUUCAUCUGCCUUUGCCUCCCAAGCUAUGGGGGCAGCCUCUGUGAGAAAGACACGGAGGGCUGUGACCGCGGCUGGCACAAGUUCCAGGGCCACUGCUACCGGUACUUUGCCCAUCGGCGGGCGUGGGAGGAUGCCGAGAGGGACUGUCGCCGCCGAGCUGGCCACCUGACCAGCAUCCACUCACCUGAGGAACACAACUUCAUUAACAGCUUUGGGCGUGAAAACACAUGGAUUGGCCUGAAUGACAGGAUCGUGGAGAGGGAUUUCCAGUGGACGGACAACACAGGGCUGCAAUAUGAGAACUGGAGAGAGAACCAGCCGGACAAUUUCUUCGCGGGCGGGGAGGAUUGUGUGGUGAUGGUGGCACAUGAAAGUGGGCGCUGGAACGACGUUCCCUGCAACUACAACCUCCCCUAUGUCUGUAAGAAGGGCACAGUGCUGUGUGGCCCCCCUCCAGCAGUGGAGAACGCUUCGCCCAUCGGUGCCCGCAAGGCCAAGUAUAACGUCCACGCCACUGUACGCUACCGGUGCGACGAAGGCUUUACCCAGCACCACAUGUCCGUAAUCCGGUGCCAGAGUAAUGGCAAGUGGGACUGGCCCCAAAUCGUCUGUACCAAGCCCAGAAGGUCCCAUCGGAUGCGGCGACACCAUCACCACCACCAACAUCACCACCAACGCCACCACCACAAAUCACACAAGGAACGCAGAAAACACAAGAAACAUCCGGCGGAGGACUGGGAGAAGGAGGAAGGGAAUUUCUGCUGA